AUGGCUGAUAGCUGGGGAACAGCCCCUGCACCCACUGACACCGCUGAUCCGGCCUGGGAAACAGAAACCUUGAGAUCGGCCCUCGCGGAUGUCACUCCACCUGCUAACGGCACUGCAACACCUGCUGGUCCACCUAAGAAUGAGGAAGCAUUGAAGGCUGCUCGUGAUGCUGGUUGGGUCCUGCCCAUAGCUCACAAUUACACCUCCAAAGUCCCAGUCAACGCCCUCAAUGGAGACGAGUCUGAAGCUCAACCUGACGCAGCGCCAGCAGCUGAAGCCGAAGGAGUAGAGGACACUCCCAAGUCUAGAUACCACACCAGCAAUUGGUCGCACGAUGCUGCCAAGUAUGAGUGGUCGGAGGAGUUUGGUGAUGUUGGUCCUCGUGAUGAGAAACUUGAAAAGGAGCUGUUCCAUGGCGAGUACAUCAAUCGUGCUGGAGCGAAGAUCGAGAAGCGAGUCCUUUUUCCUACCUUCUACCGAAUCCCUGCUGACAUCUCCAGUUACGCCACCGUGGAAGUUGCUGUCGAAUGCAAGACCCGUCUGAAGCCCAUCUCUAAUUGGGAGGAUGCCGGUCUGCACCCUGUUGUGCUUGAGAACAUCAAGUUGUGUGGCUACAAGCUCCCAACACCUAUCCAAGCCUACGCCAUUCCUUCUGUAAUCACUAAUCAUGACAUGAUUGGCGUCGCACAGACUGGCUCCGGCAAGACUGGCGCCAUGUUGAUUCCUGUCAUCUCCAAGCUUAUGGGUAAAGUCAAGAAAUUGGCUGCGCCUCGCCCCGGUCUGAACUUCGAUCCAAACCGCGAUCGAGUCCGAGCUGAACCUCUGGUCCUCAUUGUCGCACCAACUCGUGAGUUGUGCUGCCAGAUCUUCGAUGAAGCACGGCGCCUAUGCUACCGCUCGAUGCUUCGCCCCUGCGUUGCGUAUGGUGGUGCCCCUGUUCGCGAACAAGCGGCUCAACUUGAGCGCGGCUGCGACAUUCUCAUUGCUUCUCCCGGUCGCUUGAUCGACUUCAUGGGCCGUCCAGAACUCCUCUCUCUCGCCCGUCUCCGCUUCACCAUCAUUGACGAAGCUGACGAAAUGCUUCACGAGGAUUGGAAUGAAGAAAUGAGCAAGAUCAUGGAUGGUGGUGAUGCAAAUACUGAUGGUGAUCAUCGAUAUCUUCUGUUUUCCGCAACUUUCCCCAAGCGGUUGAAGAAGUUGGCUGCACGAUAUCUAGCAUCUGACUACGUCCAUGUUAGUAUCGGUCGGACUGGGAGUGUUCAUAUCAACGUCAAACAGAACAUUAUGUGGUGUGACCAAGACAAGAAGAUGAAGGCACUCUAUGACCUUCUCCUCUCCAUGCCCCCGUCUCGUACCUUGAUCUUUGUCAAGUUCAAGAAGACCGCAGAUUUUGUUGACGACUAUCUGUACAAUCUUGGACUGCCGUCGACCUCAAUUCAUUCAGACCGCACACAGAGUGAACGCGAAGACGCCCUACGUUCAUUCAAGUCUGGUGUGCAGCCUAUCCUGGUCGCCACUGGUGUCACCGCUCGUGGUCUUGAUGUUCGCAACGUGAUGCAUGUGAUCAAUUUCGAUCUUCCGGCUGCUGAUCAUGAUGGCAAGAACGAGUACGUUCAUCGAAUCGCAGGUCGCACUGCACGAAUCGGGAAUGAAGGUCUUGCAACGUCUUUUUACAAUGAGAAAGACGAUGCUCUUGGCCCUUUCCUCACCAAGAUUCUACUGGAAACCCACCAAGACGUCCCCGAGUUCCUUCAACACUUCAAGCCCGAAGGCGGUACUCUGAACUUCGAUGAAGAGGAGGAUCCAGACUUCGACGAAGUUGCUGCAGAUACAGGUGCUGGCGAUGAUGCUUGGGACGGUGGUGACGCUACUGCUGCGCCGAAUGCUGACAUGGCCGCGGGCGAUGCUUGGGGUGCUGGCGACGGUGCUAGUGCCGCAGCUGGUGCUGCGUGGUGA
This is a messenger RNA of Cladophialophora carrionii CBS 160.54, 1956 nucleotides long. RefSeq lists its product as uncharacterized. Gene Ontology annotation, cellular component: nucleus. Lineage: Eukaryota; Fungi; Ascomycota; Eurotiomycetes; Chaetothyriales; Herpotrichiellaceae. Gene Ontology annotation, molecular function: RNA helicase activity; RNA binding; ATP binding. The record is from RefSeq and is a predicted model, not a curated record. The transcript has 7 exons. The coding region runs from base 1 to 1956 and encodes 651 amino acids.